Culex pipiens pallens (northern house mosquito) is the source of this 1895-nucleotide messenger RNA. Its product is annotated as maltase 1-like. The transcript has 5 exons. NCBI's taxonomy places the organism in Eukaryota, Metazoa, Arthropoda, Insecta, Diptera, Culicidae. The coding region runs from base 44 to 1873 and encodes 609 amino acids. Gene Ontology annotation, biological process: carbohydrate metabolic process. The record is from RefSeq and is a predicted model, not a curated record.
UACCUCACAUUAUCAGUGCGCUCCGACCAACCGGUUCCCCACCAUGUCGAGCGGCAAGACGUUCCGUGCGGCAGCCAUCGUGCUCUCAAUAGUGACAUCUUGCGGAUUUGGCCAAGAUGUGCCACCCAAAGACUGGUGGGAAACGGCUCUGUUUUACCAGAUCUACCCGCGGUCGUUCUACGACACCAACGGGGACGGAAUCGGCGACAUCCGGGGAGUGACGGCCAAACUGCAGUACCUCAAGGACACCGGCAUCGACGCGACCUGGCUCAGCCCGGUGUUCAAGUCACCCCAGCGGGACUUUGGGUACGACGUGAGUGACUUUCUGGAGAUUGACGCCCUGUUUGGGACCAACGCCGACAUGGAGGAACUGUUUGCGGAGGCGCGCAAGCUGGGCAUCCGGAUCGUGCUGGACUUUGUGCCGAACCACUCCAGCAUCGAGCACUGGUGGUUCAAGCAGUCGGAGCUGGGCGUGAAGCCGUACAAGGAUUACUACGUGUGGCACCCGGGACGGUCCGUUCCCGGGCAAAUUAAGCCCGAUGUGCCGAACAAUUGGAACUCCGUCUUCUACGGCUCGGCUUGGGAGUGGAGCGACAUCCGGAAGGAGUACUACCUGCACCAGUUUGAGGUGGGUCAGCCGGACUUGAACUACCGCAACGAAGCGGUGAUCGCCGAGUUUGACGAGAUAUUGCGCUUCUGGAUGGGGAAGGGCGCGUCCGGGUUUCGCGUUGACGCCGUCAACCACAUGUUCGAGGACGCCGAGUUCCGCGACGAACCGGUGGUGGACCCGUCCGAUCCGCUCCGCUACGGGUACACCAACCUCAUGUACACAAACAGCUUGCUCGAGACUUACGACGUAAUUGGUCACUGGAGACGGGUGAUUGACGAUUAUGCAAAGGAACAUGACCGGGAGACGAUAAUCAUGAUGACGGAAGCUUACACCAGCAUGGACAUGAUCAUGCGCUUCUAUGAAUCCGACGACGGAGUCGAGCAGAGAGCGCAUUUCCCCUUCAACUUUGCCAUGAUUACGGAACUCAACGCGCAAUCGAAGGCCCGCGAUUUCAAGUACGUCAUCGACCGAUUCUUGGAGAACAUGCCGCGUGGAAAGGUUACAAAUUGGGUUCUUGGAAACCACGAUCAACCCCGCGUAGGAAGUCGAUACGGGGUGGAACGUAUUGACGGAAUGCUGCUGAUGCUGCUGACACUGCCGGGCGUGGCGGUGACCUACAACGGGGAAGAGAUUGGAAUGGUCGACUAUCGGGAUAUAAGUUACGAGGACAGCCGCGAUCCUCAGGGAUGUAACGUAGGUCUGGAGGAGUAUCAGUGGAAGUCGCGAGAUCCACAGCGGACUCCGUUUCAGUGGGAUGAUACGUACAAUGCAGGAUUCUCGAAAGCUGAAAGACCGUGGCUGCCCGUACAUCCAUACUUCCGGCAAACUAACCUGCUCAAGCAAAAGGAAGCCGACUACAGUACUUACAAGUUCUACGUAGAUGCGGUAAAGCUGCGCAAGAAUGAUGUCUACUCCCACGGACUGUUCACAUCUCGCGCACUGUCGGAGAACGUGUUCGGUUUUGUUCGCUACAUCAAAGACCAGCCAGACUCGUACCACAUCACUGUGGUCAAUCUGGCUAAUGAAGAGACAACCGUCGAUUUGCUCGACCUGUUCCAGGUCACCAACCAAACCGCAAUCAAAUUGACCGGCACCGAGUCCCGCUUCAAGGUCGGACAGCCGGUGAAUCCAACCCGGCUAACGCUCGGCCCGUACGAAUCGCUCGUGAUUGCAGAAUCGUCUGGUAUCGCUCUCCGGGUGACGCUCUGGUUGAUAGUAGCAGUGUUGGGAAGAUAUCUGUGUGCUAUAAUUGAAUCACAAUAAAACUAAUUAUCUCCGUCUUUGA